UAUAUAUACACUCAAGCUUCUUGACCAUCCCAACUCACUUCCUACUUGUAAAAAUUUUCAAUUCAGGGCCAGCAGUGUUUCUGAUUUUUCCCGGAUCGAGCAGCUGGUUAUCUUGGAACUUUAUGUCGUUCUUUGCCUGAGCUACUUUUUUGGAGACGACUGCAAUCUUCUUUAGUUUGGCGUGGAAAUGGAAAAUCGUGGAAAGAAGGUGUUGCUUACUUCCAAUGGUGAUGACAUUUGCAAUAACAUUGCUUACCAUUUAGCUCAGAGGGGUUGCCAGUUGGUUUUGUUGGGAAAUGAGAGCCAAUUGAAGAGUGUAGCAGAGAAGAUAAAGCAUUCUCUAGAGGGUAGCGUUGCAGUGGAAGUUGUGGGAUUGGACAUGACGGAGGAUAGAGAAAGUGCUUAUGAGGAAGCUGUGGAGAAGGCGUGGAAGAUAUUUGGACAUUUGGAUGCUUUGGUACACUGCUAUUCUUAUGAAGGGAAAAUGCAAGAUCCACUGCAGCUAGUUGAAGACGAGUUCAAAAAGAUUGUCAAGAUAAAUUUUAUGGCUGGAUGGUACCUGUUGAAAUGUAUUGGUAAAAGAAUGCGAGAUAAUAAAUCCGGAGGAUCCAUUGUAUUUCUGACCUCGAUCAUUGGUGCUGAGAGAGGAAUAUAUCAAGGAGCUGCUGCUUAUGGUUCAUGUGCGGCUGGAAUACAGCAGCUGGUUAGGCUAUCUGCACUAGAGAUGGGGAAGCACCAAAUUAGGGUGAAUGGCAUAUCGCGUGGCUUGCACCUCGAGGAUGAGUAUCCUAUGUCAGUGGGAAAGGAGAGAGCGAAGAAGUUGACCAAGGAAGCAGCGCCUCUAAAUCGAUGGCUUGACGUUAAAAAGGAUCUGGCAUCCACUGUCAUCUAUUUAAUCGGUGAUGAUUCACGAUACAUGACUGGAACUUCCAUCUUCGUCGAUGGUGCUCAGUCUCUAGUAAGGCCUCGUAUGCGCUCAUAUAUGUGAAGUUAAUAGACACUGGCAUUAUAUUUUGUCCAUUAGGACAUUGUAAUGUUGUGUAAAAGCACAAGGAUUGGUGCAAGACCUUUUAAAUGUUUGUCUGGUGAGGUUGAAUUUGUUUCAGAUCAGGGUUGAAUUUCAAUAAAGAUGACUUUUAUAUGCAUUU
This is a messenger RNA of Nicotiana attenuata, 1148 nucleotides long. Its product is annotated as 2-dehydro-3-deoxy-D-gluconate 5-dehydrogenase. The record is from RefSeq and is a predicted model, not a curated record. NCBI's taxonomy places the organism in Eukaryota, Viridiplantae, Streptophyta, Magnoliopsida, Solanales, Solanaceae. The transcript is spliced from 5 exons. Bases 188 to 988 code for a protein of 266 amino acids.